Messenger RNA from Linum trigynum, 3459 nucleotides. The record is from the annotation of a GenBank genome assembly. Lineage: Eukaryota; Viridiplantae; Streptophyta; Magnoliopsida; Malpighiales; Linaceae.
AAGAUUUAUCAUAUGCAGUGGGGUUUUUUUUUAAUUACAUAUUCUCAUGUUAUGAGAUUAGUCAUCAGUAUAUCCCUGUUGUGAUAAAAAUUGCCUAGAUAUAGAGGAGUCACCCUCUUCUUGUGAUGAGAGGAACGAUCAACAUAUUCCUUUAGCAUGACGAAGUGAGAUCGAAAUUGAUCGACUAAAUACGGAGGAGUUACCCUCGUCUGGUUCACCAACUAUCAGUUAUAACAAAAUGAGCUUGAACUUCUCUUUUCUCGAAUUUCCGAAUGCGCAAGUACAUGCAUAACCAUGUUUAUUUGGAAUGCAAGUUACAAAAGAAGCCCAUCAUAUAUUGCAUGUAAUAAUUGAGAUGGAUUGUCGCACGGUAAUAGCCAAGUUAAACGAUGAAGAACAUUUAAAUUAAUGAAACUUAUGACAAAAUAAUUCAAGUUGAAUAACUUUGCAACUCUCAGAAAUAGACAAUAACAAAAAGAAAGAUAUAAUGUGGCACAUCCAUUUUCAAUAUGAUCAUCUAUUUCAUCAUGUGGCAAAUUAACCUAAGGUUUGACUAAAAUCUAAAACACUAAAUCACCUAAUCCAACUUAUUUUUUUAGGCCAACCCUAAAAUAAUUUAUUGUUUCUAUGAAUUGAUAAGCUAUAUAUUUUGCAACAAUUACAAUUUAUUUAAAAUCCUUCACCAAACGCUAUGUCAUAUUCCUCCCCUAUAAGAAUUUUUUUUAACCGGUUAGCUUCAACAUAUUUGAUUAAUCAGCUUGACAUUUCGAGAUGCUUGCUGGCUUGUUUCUUAAGGGACCAAAACAUUUGGAUGAUCAAGGAACAACAUCAUAAUAUUAAUAAACUCUUCUUCUGGUCCAAUAUUCUUGCAGCAGAGAUGCUAAUUCUAUUACGAUAAGGGAUAUCAAUAUAGAAAAAAAAAAGGUACAAUUGUUACAAACAUUAAACAAAUACGUCUGCAAAUAAAAUAAAAAUUAAAUUUAAAAAACAUGCGUGAAUGGUUGGAUAAAAUAGAAAGGAAACCGGAGCUUAUUCAUUUAUUUAUGUACAGAACAGAACAAGCUACCAAUAAUUGCACGAUAUAAAAAUCGGAUAAUAAAAAAUUGCAGAUAUAUCAUAGAAAACAGCAACAAAAAGCUGAUUAAAGCUAAUCAAAUUUGCAUCUGAGGAAGAGAAUCCAGUUCUUUUUCCUCCCACUCUGCACUCUUAGUUCCUUCCUUCUUCUCUCCCAGCCUCUCUGUCCGUCUAUUCCCCUCACAACCUUCUUUUAGUGCGAAUAACAUCUUUACCGAUUCGAUCUUCGAGAAAUCCUUUCCUUAUUCGGAGUCACAGCAAAAACCCAGAAUUCAUCUUUUGGAAAAAGAUAGAGGCAGUGAGCUAGCGAGGAACCCAAUUGCUGCGAUUCCGCCCACCUGGCAGCCGAAUUCGGCUACUACUAUAUAAAGCUAAGGAACGAGCUACUUCAAGAAAUCAAGCUGGCUUUCUCAGACGGAGCUGUGUUGGCCGCGGAGGCCGGAGGAGGACGACUCGCCGACGAGACCGUUCCUCUUGUAAUGGACGCCGACGGCGGAGGAGGAGAAGGGUUUGGUGGGCAGAGGAGGAAAGUUGGCGAUGAGGAGAAUUUGGCCGUUGAGGUUCCAGAGACUGCCCAUCAGAUUAGCAGCGAUUCAUGGUUCCAGGUGGGAUUUGUUCUUACAACUGGGAUCAACAGUGCCUUUGUACUAGGUUAUUCAGGGACCAUAAUGGUCCCUUUGGGAUGGACAUAUGGAGUGGUCGGUCUUAUUCUGGCCACAGCCAUGUCACUGUAUGCAAACUCUCUCAUCGCCAAGCUACAUGAGUUUGGAGGGAAAAGGCACAUCAGAUACAGAGAUUUGGCUGGCUUCAUAUAUGGAGAUGGAGCUUAUUAUAUGACAUGGGGCUCUCAGUAUCUGAAUCUGUUCAUGAUCAACACUGGUUUUAUCAUAGUAGCUGGUCAGGCUCUUAAGGCUGCCUAUGUUCUUUUCGACGAAGAUGGUCCGAUGAAGCUUCCAUACUUCAUAGGCAUUGCUGGAUUUGUAUGUGGUAUGUUUGCCAUUUCAAUUCCUCAUUUGUCAGCACUCAGACUCUGGCUUGGAGUUUCAACACUUCUCAGCCUGAUCUAUAUCAUUAUCGCCUUUGUGCUCACGAUUAAAGAUGGGGUCAAUGCACCUCCCAGAGACUACAGCAUCCCAGGGACAACUACAAGCAAGAUCUUCACAACCAUUGGAGCAACUACCAAUCUUUUCUUUGCAUUCAACACAGGAAUGCUCCCAGAGAUACAGGCAACAAUAAAGCAGCCAGUAGUGAAGAACAUGAUGAGAGCACUCUACUUCCAGCUCACAGUUGGGGUUCUGCCAAUGUAUGCCAUCACUUUCAUUGGCUACUGGGCUUACGGAUCAUCCACAUCGACCUAUUUGCUUAGCAGCGUGGAUGGUCCGGUUUCGCUCAAGGCAUUGGCCAACAUAGCUGCAUUCUUCCAAUCAGUCAUUUCUCUACACAUAUUCGCGAGUCCAAUGUACGAGUUCUUGGACACCAAGUACAAGAUCAAGGGAAGAGGAUUCACCAUCCAGAACCUGACAUCCAGGAUAGCAGUGAGAGGUGGCUACCUCACCUUCAACACAUUGGUUGCAGCACUGCUGCCAUUCAUUGGAGAUUUCAUGAGCCUUACCGGGGCGAUUAGCACGUUCCCUCUCACGUUCAUUCUAGCGAACCACAUGUACCUAGUGGCAAAGAGGAACAAAUUGAACUCGUUUCAGAAGCUAUGGCACUGGCUCAACGUAUUGUUCUUUGGGGUUCUGUCGUUUGCAGCACUUGUUGCUGCUCUACGGCUGAUUGCUGUUGACUCCAAAACUUACCAUUUGUUCGCGGACUUGUAAUGGUGGCUUUCCUCCAGAUGCUGCCCUGCCCCACCUGAUUUGUAACGAUCAGGAAAAUAGGCUUAUAUAAUACAGCGCUGGUACAAACACAGCGUUUCUGUAAAGUGUUUGUGCAAAGAAGUCGCAUAAAUGGCGCUUCAGUUUGUAUUGUUAAUCGAGUAGGGUUUUGAAAUCCUCGAACAAUAACAGUUGCUAAGCACGUUGGAUCUUCCCACAUCCUGGCUUCUGCAAGUCCCUAAAAAAUUUGGUCAGUUUGGUCCAAUUUGUGAUUCUUUGACAGUUGUGGUUCGGUUGGAUAGUGACUUUCAGGACUCUGUCAUUCCUUCUCUUUCGCAGGUACCAGCAUGAAGUGCUGAUCACCUAGUCCGACAGAAUCCUCAUCAUAUUGGGUCUUUGCUCAAAAGAUUGUUUUUUCUUCUACAGAAAGGGAAUUUUUCCCUUACCAAAAAAAAAAAAAGGGAAUUUUUCUUUUAAAGCUGGAGAGUGACCGAGCUUUAUUCCUCUAAGGGAAGCUUGGUCCAACUCCUUUGUAAAGAGAGGAAUCAUAUAAAGUUGGUGAGUAGAG